AUGAUCCUAGUAGACAUCAUCUCCAUCAUCCUCCGCCUGGCGGAACUCGCCUUCGCGACCAUCGUCGCCGCUCUCAACGGGCGCUUCCUGCACGCCGUCCGCGGCACCUCAACAUGGGAUCUCGGUCGGCACAUCUACACCGAGGUGGUAGCGGGCCUGUCCAUCUUGUUCGCCAUCAUCUGGCUGUUCCCCUUCUCGAGCUCGUUCAUCCACUGGCCUAUGGAUUUGGUCAUUUCCAUCAUGUGGUUUGUGAGCUUUGGGUUGUUGGUUAAUUGGUUAAAUGGGGCUUGUGGGUAUGUCUUCGAUUGGGAUAAUGUUGGGUUUGGUGGUGCGGGUAGCUGUGGUGAGUGGAAGGCUACGGUUGCUUUUGCCUUUCUCAGUGCCAUUUGCUGGCUUGUUAGUGCUUUGGUUGGUCUCUACUGGGUCCGUCGCCAUACCCGCGCUCCCGUUGAUACGGGCUAUCGCCGUCGCCGCUGGUAUCGCUCUCGCGUCUAA
Messenger RNA from Sordaria macrospora k-hell, 495 nucleotides. RefSeq lists its product as uncharacterized. Gene Ontology annotation, cellular component: membrane. NCBI's taxonomy places the organism in Eukaryota, Fungi, Ascomycota, Sordariomycetes, Sordariales, Sordariaceae. The record is from RefSeq and is a predicted model, not a curated record.